Molecule: messenger RNA, 1884 nt
Organism: Fraxinus pennsylvanica
Lineage: Eukaryota; Viridiplantae; Streptophyta; Magnoliopsida; Lamiales; Oleaceae
Source: the annotation of a GenBank genome assembly
AUGGAUAAAGUAUCCUCUGACUGUCCAUAUCCAGGAUGUUUCUUUUGUGUCAUGAAGGAAGGGAGCCCGAGCAAGCGCAGAGCUAGCAUACUAAAGUUUUUCCGAGAUCUUCCUUCACAGGAUAACGAUGGUCAGGUUCUACCUAUUAGUGGACUCUGGAAUACUGCGAUGGCACAUCCUAACGAUCCCGAAUUCAUCGAGUUGGGAAUAUUUGAAUGCAUGGCAGCGCUUAUCUGGAAGGGUUUAAAGAACCGCCGCUGGCUAUCCCACGACCAAAAUAUAUAUAUCCCAUACUAUGCAGCACAUAUAAUUGGAUCUUACACUAUGAAUAUGGAAGAAUUUGCAGAAACGGCAGUGCGUGCCGGGGUAAUCCCACCCUUAGUUGAACUUCUUAGAGGGAGGUUAACAUGGGUUGAACAACGAGUGGCUGUCAGAGCUCUAGGGCAUUUAGCAACCUAUGCCAGCACUUUUCCUGCUGUAGCUAGUCAUGGCGAGAUUUUAGAGCUCUCCAUGCAGCUGGCAAUGAGUUCACUUGAAAUUGUUUACUCCCACUUUUACCAGUAUGUUGACCGGAGGUUCGGUUAUCAUUGUGAUCUUCUUACACGUGGCAUGGGCGGUGUUGAAAUGGAGUCAAGGAAGGCUGAGGAAUGGGCUAGCCAGCUUCAGUGUUGGUCCCUUCAACUCAUCAAUUGCUUUGCUUUCAAAUCUGAAUUUCUUCCGACUAUAUGCAAACCGGAAUUUCUAACAAAGCUUCCAGGCAUGUGGGGCGGCCUUGUUAAUGAAAACUCGCCGGCUGGUAUUGGUUUAUUACGGACAAUUUGUCAUCAUAAGAUUGGUAGGGGCCCAGUCGCUAGCUGCACUGGCAUUAUAGAGGCAUUGUGUAAUAUUGCACGAUCAUCAGAUGACUGGCAGUAUAUGGCCAUCGACUGUCUUUUAUGGCUGCUCCAAGAUCCAAAUAUUAGUAAUAAGGUCAUUGAUAAGGCUGUACCUGCAUUAGUUGACCUUGCAGAAAUCUCUACUCUUGGGGAUCAUAAAAAACUUGGGGAUUCAAUUGUUAAUGUUCUUCGGGAAUGCAUUCAGUCACAAGGAACAGGCCGCAACUCAAUCAGUACCCAUGCAAAAGAAGAGGUAGAGGAACUACUAAAUUCUCGACAGAGAUUAAAAUGGGAGAAGAAUAUGCCAAAAGAGGAUCUUCAUAUCAAACAGGCAGCUGCUUUAGUUGUAAAACUCGAAGGAAAUUCCCUGUUCUCAUCAGGAGAUAUUUCUGGUGCUGCUUUGAAGUAUUCAGAAGCAUUGGCUUUGUGUCCAAUGAGGUCAAAAAAAGAGAGAGUUGUACUGUACAGUAAUCGAGCUCAAUGUAAUCUUUUAUUACAACAGCCCCUGGCUGCCAUAAGUGAUGCUACACGUGCACUUUGUAUUCAUAGCCCAAUUAAUCGUCACGCAAAAAGCCUUUGGAGACGAGCACAAGCAUAUGACAUGCUCGGUUUAGCCAAGGAGAGUUUGUUAGAUGCUAUUCUCUUCAUAAAUGAGUGCUCCCAAUCGAGCGAUCCCGAUCUGUCCUUGAGGCAAAACAAGGUUCCUGACUAUGCUGAGCGUUUAGUUAAGAAACAAAUGCGUGCUGCUUGGUUAUUUAGAGAGGCUGCAAUUAAACAUGGGGGAGUACAAUGCGAAGGGGACGCUGGAGAUAUGUAUGGACAAGAGACUGAUGAUUCUGAAUGGGAAACUGCAAGUGAAAGUGAUAUAGGAAAUGAUGAAAGGGAUGACUUUGGUAAGAAUGAUCGUGCAUGGAAAGCUGACAUUGAACGGAAAGAAAGAUACAAUAAAGCUAUGACAAAAGACAUGAAGCAGGGAUACAGCGUGCUGCUUACAGAGGAUGAAGCAUAG